GUUUUUUCUUAUUAUGAAGCUGGCUGGCUCGGACUGAUCCUGCUGAUGUUGCUCGUGUGGAAAGUUUAACAUUUAUGUCUACUCCAAAUAAAAGUGAUACAGUUCCAACUCCAAAAGAAGGAGUAAAAGGAACCCUUGGGAAUUGGAUGUCUCCUGAGGAUAUGGAAAAAGCUUUUCGAGAACGCUUUCCGGGAUGCAUGAAAGGCAGGACAAUGUAUAUCAUUCCAUUUAGUAUGGGUCCCAUUGGUUCUCCAUUAUCAAAGAUUGGAAUUCAGCUUACGGAUUCUCCAUAUGUUGUUGCUUGCAUGAGAAUUAUGACACGAAUGGGUUCUACUGUUCUCAAAGUACUUGGUAAUGAAGAAUUUGUGAAAUGCUUACAUUCUGUGGGUCAGCCACUUCCAAUGAAAAAUCCCCCUGUAAACAACUGGGCAUGUAAUCCACAGAAAACAAUCAUUGCUCACAUCCCAGCUAACAAUGAAAUUUGUUCUUUUGGAAGUGGUUAUGGUGGAAAUUCACUUCUUGGAAAGAAAUGUUUUGCUUUGAGGAUUGGAUCUAUUCUAGCCAAAAGAGAAGGAUGGUUAGCUGAGCAUAUGCUGAUUUUAGGUAUUACUAACCCAAAAGGCCAGAAAAAAUAUGUAGUCGCUGCAUUUCCAAGUGCCUGUGGGAAAACAAAUUUAGCUAUGAUGAAUCCUUCUUUACCUGGAUAUAAAGUAGAAUGUGUUGGUGAUGAUAUUUGUUGGAUGCGGUUUGAUGAAAAUGGACAGUUGAGAGCUAUUAAUCCUGAAUAUGGUUUCUUUGGUGUUGCACCAGGAACAUCAAUGAAAACAAACCCGAAUGCAAUGCUCACAAUUCAGAAAAACACGAUGUUCACUAAUGUAGCAGAAACUAGUGAUGGUGGCUUUUUCUGGGAAGGUUUAGAAGAUGAAAUCCCUGCUGGUGUUAAAAUAACUUCUUGGCUAGGAAUGGAAAAUUGGACUCCAGAUGUUGGAAAGCCAGCUGCUCACCCAAAUUCAAGGUUUUGUUGUCCUGCUAAACAAUGCCCAAUUAUGGAUCCAGCAUGGGAAGAUCCUAAUGGUGUUCCAGUCAGUGCUAUUAUAUUUGGUGGCCGAAGACCAAAAGGUGUUCCUUUGGUUUAUGAAGCAUUUAACUGGAGGCAUGGUGUUUUUAUUGGCGCAGCUAUGAGAUCUGAGGCUACAGCUGCAGCUGAACAUAAAGGGAAAGUGAUUAUGCAUGAUCCAUUUGCCAUGCGUCCCUUUUUUGGCUAUAAUUUUGGUCAUUAUCUAAAACAUUGGCUUAGUUUUGAAAAAAAGAAUAAUCUCAAACUUCCCCAAAUAUUCCAUGUCAAUUGGUUCAGGAAGGAUGAAAACAACAAAUUUUUAUGGCCUGGCUUUGGUGAAAAUAGUCGAGUUUUAGAUUGGAUCUGCCGUAGAGUAGAUGGUGAAGAUAUUGCUCAGGAAACUGCCAUUGGUUACAUUCCAAAAGAAGGGUCAUUAAACCUUUCUGAUCUCUCUUCUGUUAACACGGAAGCUCUCUUUAGUUUACCCAAAGAUUUCUGGCUGCAAGAAUGUGUAGAUAUUGACAAAUAUUUAAGUGAACAAGUUCAUAAUGAUUUACCCAAUGAAAUAAGAGAAGAGCUAAGGAAGUUAGAAGAACGUGUUAAAAAUAUGUAAAUAAUUAAGAGAGAUAUAUUUUUAAUCCAGAUUUUAAUAGGUAGCACAAUUUUUGUUGUAAAAAGCAAAUAAAUGUCAAUAUUUCAUAAAUUUAAAAUUUUAUUUUGGUAGAUACAUUUUACCUUGUUUUUAAAUUUAUUUAUUUUUGUCUGUGUAUUAAAUUGUGAAUGUCAGAAAUACUUUAAAACCUAUUAGAAAAGUGAGAAAUCUGUUCAGCGGAAAUACCUGCAUACAUUUUGAAUUUCUAUAUUACAACCUCAAUAAUUUUGCAGUAUCUAUGCAGAAAUAUAUUUCAGUUCCUAGUCAUUUUAAUAUUUGGCUCUGUUUGUAUAUGGCUCAUUUUAAAAAAUUCUGUAAUUUAACUUUUUAACAUAUUUUUAAUUUUUGUAUGACAUAUAUAUUUUUAGAUGCUACAGUUACAGUAAUCUUUGUAUAUUAAUACUGUAUAAUUGUUUUUCAGUAUUUGUUAAACAUCUUUCUUGAAGAAAGUGUUAAGUGAAUAUUGGAAUUAUGUAUACAGUUUUAAUUUUUUUGUAUUUAAAAGCACUUGGUCUAGAAUUCUUUUAUUCUAGAUGUAUUGUGAAGAAUUUAAAUUUUUCAUUUAUAAAGCUGUAUGAAAAUUUAUUUAAUAAUGCUUAAGUUUUGCUACAUACAGUUUCUUAUUUGUCUAUGUUUUUUAAUAGUUUAAAUAUUUAGAGCUUAGACCUGACUAUGUUCCUUUACAUGUUAAAAAUGUUUAUUAUAUAUUUGUCUGUGUCAUAAUGUAUUUAUACAUUGAUAGUCCCCUGCUUUUUUUAAAAUGGCUUUAAUAUUUUAUCUUUGCAUUUAAUAUUAUGUUAAUCAUCGUAUGGAAUAUCAAACAUUUUUAAUUAGCUGUUGUCUAAUGUUAAAUUCAGUUGAACCAGCUGUCUAAUGUGAAGUCCAGUAUAUGUAAUAUGGAGCCUAUAUUAUUCUUAUUUUGUAUGGACUGUAUAAUUAGAUCAGAGCUAAAAUAUAUUAAACUAAUAUUUAUAUGAUAACUUGUGAUGGAACUGUGAUGUGCUGCCAAUGAGCUGUUAUAUUUUUUAAAAAUUUUAAAUCUAAAUGUUUUUUCAUACUGGCUGGGGGUUAUUGCUUCAGAUUUUUAUAAUCACAAAUCUUAAGUAAAUGCUUUAAUGAUGAAAUUAUUAAAAAUAUUAUUGAAAAAAAAAGGCUGAAAGUAGCACUUGUUUUUAGUUGCAUAUGAAAAGCUUAAUUAAAAUCUUUCCAAAACUUUAUUUGUAUUCCUUUUUGAUGUAGAGUGUAUGAAAUUAAUAACAAAAAUGUAUUAAUAUUAUAUGCAUUAAAACAUAUUUUAAUUGAA
Stegodyphus dumicola is the source of this 3012-nucleotide messenger RNA. RefSeq names its product phosphoenolpyruvate carboxykinase, cytosolic [GTP]-like. Gene Ontology annotation, cellular component: cytosol. Gene Ontology annotation, biological process: oxaloacetate metabolic process; response to starvation; gluconeogenesis. Gene Ontology annotation, molecular function: GTP binding; phosphoenolpyruvate carboxykinase (GTP) activity; manganese ion binding. Lineage: Eukaryota; Metazoa; Arthropoda; Arachnida; Araneae; Eresidae. The record is from RefSeq and is a predicted model, not a curated record.